Molecule: messenger RNA, 337 nt
Organism: Homarus americanus (American lobster)
Lineage: Eukaryota; Metazoa; Arthropoda; Malacostraca; Decapoda; Nephropidae
Exons: 3
Source: RefSeq, a predicted model, not a curated record
UUCACAGUGGUAGACGGUAGAGAUGACGACACCUUUGUUGAUGGUACUGCUCCUUGCUGUUACGGUCGCCCAGCUGCCACUCCCGUAUGGCAGAUCAGAAACCAGAGCAGUAGUACCCCAUAAAUGGCUGGCAACCUUGUUAACGACAGCGUCCACUCCUCAGUGUUCAAUGUUCUUCUUCACAGAUGGCAAGACCUUCGGUAUCACUGUCUUUACGGACUUCAUGGAUCAGUUCCGGGACCCUUGUGGUGUGGGGCUGUUCGAGGUGGCAGUGGACGGCCAGGACGCUAACGUGACGAAGGCGCAGCUCUCCCGGGUGGUCGACGAGGCUCGGCGG